AUGAGGCGGGUGUGGCACCCGGCGCUGUGGACGGCGCUCCUGCUGCUCCUGGCCCAGCUGCGGCCCGGGAGCGGCCGCGGGCCCCCGGCCCGGCCCCCGCGGGGGCCGGCGGCCCGGCCGGCCGGCGGGGCCCGGGGCCUCCGCCUCCUCCUGCUGCUCCUCCCGCUCCGGCUGGCCGAGCGGCCCGCGGCCCCGGAGGCCUUCCUGGAGGCCGGCGGCCAGCCGGGCCUGGGGCCGGAGCGGCCGAAGCGGGGCGAGCCGCCGCUGUCCAUCGACCUGACCUUCCACCUGCUGCGGACCUUGUUGGAGCUGGCGCGGACCCAGAGCCAGCGGGAGCGAGCCGAGCAGAACCGCCUCAUCUUCGACACCGUGGGAAAGUGAGGGGCCGGACCCCCGGACCCCCGGACCCCGAGGACCGGACCCCGAGGACCCUUUCGACUUUCGAAUUAAAGCGACGAUGGAGAGGCCGCGGCUCCCGCGUCGCUGCGGGAGACAGAGACUAGCGCUGGGCGCACGCUGGCCGCGGAAUCGCGACAAUAAUAACGAUAAUAACGAUG
Tachyglossus aculeatus (Australian echidna) is the source of this 557-nucleotide messenger RNA. RefSeq names its product urocortin (gene UCN). The transcript has a single exon. Gene Ontology annotation, cellular component: extracellular region. Bases 1 to 381 code for a protein of 126 amino acids. The record is from RefSeq and is a predicted model, not a curated record. NCBI's taxonomy places the organism in Eukaryota, Metazoa, Chordata, Mammalia, Monotremata, Tachyglossidae. Gene Ontology annotation, molecular function: hormone activity.